Molecule: messenger RNA, 3239 nt
Organism: Branchiostoma floridae (Florida lancelet)
Lineage: Eukaryota; Metazoa; Chordata; Leptocardii; Amphioxiformes; Branchiostomatidae
Product: SCY1-like protein 2
Exons: 19
Coding region: 225-3077 (950 amino acids)
Biological process (GO): protein phosphorylation
Molecular function (GO): protein kinase activity; ATP binding
Source: RefSeq, a predicted model, not a curated record
CAGUCAGUCUUUUGCAGUUGGUCAAUGCACUCCUAGGCCAAUUAAGAACCUACUCCUACCAGACCGGUGUAUUGUAGAGACUACCAGGUUCUGUCGCCCCUCCAGCGAAAUGGUUUCUACCAAAGAUGGCCGCCGCCAGGUGAAAAAUUAUGGUUUCUUGAAAACAAGAUUUGUCUGUUACAGCCUGCCAUCUACUGCAGAAAGUUCAGAGGUCACCCGUCACCAUGGAGAUGCUAAAGAAGCUCCAGAGCACCGUGCAGAGCACAGUGAGCAGCGCGGCGAGCUCCGUCCUCGGCAACCCCGUAACCAGGGAGUUUGAGAUCAGGAACCACGUGGCCAGCGGAGGGCCGGGAUGUCUGUGGAAGAUCUACAAUGGGAUCAAGAAAACCACCAAACAGGAGGUGUCAGUGUUUGUGUGUGAGAAGAGGCAGUUCGAGAGGAUGAACCGGAGGGACCGUGAUGCUGUGAUCGAGGCCAUGAAGCGAGGCGUUACCCAGCUGACCCGACUCAGACACCCACGUCUGCUCACCGUUCAGCAUCCACUGGAGGAGUCAAGAGACAGCCUGGCAUUUGCCACCGAGCCUGUGUUCGCCAGCCUUGCUAACGUGUUGGGGAACUAUGAGAACAUGCCGACACCUGUACCUGCUGCCAUCAAGGACCACCAGCUGUACGAGGUCGAGAUCAAGUAUGGACUCUUACAGGUGACAGAAGGUCUGGCUUUCCUCCACAAUGACGUGAAGAUGGUCCAUGGUAACCUAACACCAGAGGUCAUCAUCCUGAACAAGAACGGAGCCUGGAAGGUCGCAGGGUUCGAGUUCUGCAUCCCCUCAUCCAACCCUCCAGAUCAGGCUGCAUUCUUCUCUGCUAAGGAGUACGAUGAAAACCUGACACCACUGGCCCAGCAGACCUUGAACUACCAUGCUCCCGAGUAUGUGCUGCAGUGCUCCUGCGACACGCCAGGGGACCUGUUCUCGCUGGGCAUGCUGUUCUACGCCAUCUUCAACCAAGGCAAGACCAUCAUGGACUGUGGGUCGAGUCUGCUAACGUACAAGAGAAACAUAGAACAGCUUGGCUCUCUGCGGAUGUCCGUCCUGGGCAGUGUUCCUGACCCCGUGAGGGAGUGUGUCAAACUCAUGCUGAACGUGGAACCCACAGUCAGACCCGAUGCCGACCAGAUGUCAAAGAUCCCAUUCUUUGACGACGUUGGUGCGAUGACCCUGCAAUACCUGGACACGCUCCUCCAGAGGGACAAUCUUCAGAAGUCUCAGUUCUUCAAGGGUCUGCCCAAGGUCAUGUCUAAACUGCCAAAGAGAGUGCUGCUACAAAGGGUGCUGCCAUGUCUCACCCAGGAGUUUGUGAACCCCGACAUGAUACCCUUUGUCCUGCCAAACGUGCUGCUUAUUUCCGAUGACUGCUCCAAUGAGGAAUACACCAGGCUGGUCCUCCCUCAGCUCAAGCCUGUCUUCAAGGUUACAGAACCAGUUCAGAUUGUAGUAAUCCUCCUGCAAAAGAUGGAUCUGCUCCUUAGCAAGACUCCCGCCCAGGAUGUGAAGGACCAUGUCCUCCCCAUGGUUUAUAGAGCAAUGGAAUCUUCCAUGCAGCCUAUACAGGAGCGAUGUCUGGCCAUCAUCCCCACCUUCUCCAGUAUGGUGGACUUCUCCACCAUGAAACAUUCCAUCAUACCCAGGAUCAAGACCAUGUGUCUACAGACAAGCUCACUAUCGGUGCGAGUGAACUGCCUGGUGUGUCUGGGGAAGAUGCUAGAGUCCCUGGAUAAGUGGUUUGUGCUGGAUGAGAUCCUCCCCAUGCUACAGGAGAUCCCCUCCAGGGAACCCGCUGUACUGAUGGGGAUGUUAGGAAUCUAUAAGAUGACCCUGGAGCAUAAGAAGCUGGGGAUCCCGAGGGACGUGCUGGCCACAAAAGUCCUGCCCUUCCUCCUUCCCAUCGUCAUUGACAACGGGCUCAACCUUAAACAGUUCAAUGCGUUUAUGUCGGUGAUAAAGGAGAUGGUUCGGCAGGUGGAGCAGGAGCAGAGGACCAAACUGGAGCAGCUCCACUCCAUGCAGGAGGAGCAGCAGAGGAGCAGUCUGGCAUUUACUCAAGUUUCUUCAGACGACAACAAAGGUACCAACAGUAUGUUUGCGGGUGGUGGUGGUGGUGGUGAACAACAAAAUGGUGGUUCUGACUCCAUGAUGGACAAGAUCUGGAGCAGUUUUGGACUGGGCGGUUCCAAACCUGUUGCUAAGGAACCGGUAGCAGCCUCCAUGUCUGGAUCUCCUGCUGCAUCCAUGAGGUCAUCCUCCUCCUCAUUGGUCGACAGGGAGGAACCAGCUGUAUCAUUAGACAUGUCACCUGGCAGGAUGCCCAACCAACCAGCUAAGGUGAACCUGACCUUGGAGGAGAAGCAGCGAUUGGCUCGUGACCAGGAGCAGCAGAGACGUCUCAAGACCCAAGGCCCCAUAGCUCCCCAAGCUGCCAAGCCAACGUCCUCAUCACCCAAACCCAGAGACCUCUCUAAAACCCUGUUGGACUCCAAACCUAUGGUGCCCCCAAGUACAGGAAUGAUGGGAAGUUCACAAGGGAUGAUGGGAGGAAGCACGUGCUGGAGCAUGAUGGGAAGUACGACGACAACUUCCAUGGGAAUGAUGGGAAUGACCUCAACUUCCUCUGGAAUGAUGGGAAGUGGACCCACUCAAAGCAUGAUGGGAAUGUCCUCCCAAGGCAUGAUGGGAAUGUCAUCUCAGGGGAUGAUGGGAACUGGGGGGCAAGGGAUGAUGGGAAAGAUGGGCAAUCAGGGAAUGAUAGGUGGGACUACUGGGGCAUCUGGAUUUCAAGGUCAAACUCAAGCCAAACCAGACUUGUCCUCCUUAGAUAAUCUAUUUGGACCUCCGAAGCAGAAAGUUCCCAUGGGCCAGAUGACAUCAUCACAGCAGCAGCCAAUGGGAUUUAGUCCAUUGGGAGGUACCAACACGGGUGGCAUGGGGGGUUGGCCACCUCCUGAUAUCUCUCAACAACAACAGCAGCAGAAACCUGCACAGAACCUCAGCAGAGGGGACAUUAUGGACUUUCUAGGGUAGCUGGUUGAUUAAUGUACAGGGGUGAAUCACAGUGUGUAGACAUACGUGAAGGCUGUUAGCCAGGAUGGGAGAGUUGUUGACCAAGAGUUGCCAGUCAUUGUUGUACUUUGUACAACCAAGGAGGUUAAAAAGAAAGGAUACAGCUCAUUGGGAUGGUCGCUA